Penicillium waksmanii is the source of this 1284-nucleotide messenger RNA. RefSeq lists its product as uncharacterized. The coding region runs from base 1 to 1284 and encodes 427 amino acids. NCBI's taxonomy places the organism in Eukaryota, Fungi, Ascomycota, Eurotiomycetes, Eurotiales, Aspergillaceae. Gene Ontology annotation, molecular function: protein kinase activity; ATP binding. The transcript is spliced from 4 exons. Gene Ontology annotation, biological process: regulation of mRNA processing; spliceosomal complex assembly; protein phosphorylation. The record is from RefSeq and is a predicted model, not a curated record.
AUGACACGAUAUUUUCCUAAUAUCAUCACGCGUCCCUUCAGAGCGCUUUGCCAGUCACCCUGGGUGCCCCCGUCCGCCAUUCCACCCCGAAUUGACACGUCUUUGCUGGUUGAAGAAGAGAACUCUCCCUUCUACAAAACAUCCUAUUUUUAUCCGGCUCGGAUUGGCGAACUUUUGAAUGGUCGAUAUCAAAUUGCGACCAAGCUUGGUCACGGAAGCAGAUCAAAUGUGUGGCUUGCAAGGGACCUUCACCAAUGGCGCUGGCUGAAGGAGCGAUAUGUGGCUAUUAAAAUCAACGCUAACAGACUGCACACACGAAAAGAUGCUGGCGGUGUUGAACUGGAAUCUCUGCGACUUAUCGCAAGUGCGAAUCGAUGGCAUGAGGGCUGGUAUUUUGUUCGACAAUUACUUGACUCAUUUUCAGUCCAGGGAAUCACAGGAAAUCAUGUAUGUCUCGUUUUUGAGCCUUUAAGUGAAACACUGGAGAGAUAUUGCAAAAGAUGGCGAGGUGGUGCGAUGCCUCCGGAGAUUUUCAAAAUAAUCCUCCAAGAGAUACUCCAAGGGCUUGAUUAUCUCCACGCGGAAUGUCAUCUCGUCCAUACUGAUUUGAAGCCGGAUAACAUCAUGGUACGACUGGAAGAUCCUGAUAUCCCGGCCCAGGCUGCUCAGGAUGAAUUCGAAAACCCACUACCGCAGAAGCAUUGCGAUGAUGGACGGAUCAUCUAUGUGUCUCGUAGAGACUACGGGCCGCUGAAAAAAAUCACCGGAUUGAUUGAAAUUACCGACUUCGACCUAGCAGUUCGAGGUGAUGUUCGGCAGGAGGGUUGUAUCCAGGUCGAGAUUUAUCGUGCACCCGAGGUCAUCCUGGACAGAGGAUUCACUUACAGUGCUGACAUAUGGAGCUUGGGGGGUUAUGGUACAUAUCCUCACUUCCCUCUACUAGCGCAAAUCACUGACAACCGAAUGAAGCUAUGGGAUUUUCUAGAAGGACGAACUCUCUUUGAAUCAGUUGAUGGCCGCAUCGUUGAAGAAUAUGAUGACGAAACGCAUCUUGCGUACAUAACAUCACUUUUAGGUCCCGCCCCAGAAGACUUCGUUGAAUCUGGCAAAAGGACAUCUAUCGACUUUAGCUUCGAAAGCACUCUCUCCAAAUUCAAUGGGGAAGAGAAGAAGGGAUUUAUUGACUUCGUGAAACGGAUGAUCAAGUGGAACCCAGAAGAGCGAAGCACAGCGAAGGAGCUACUGAAGGACCCUUGGCUUCAUGAAGACUAUCCGCAAGAAUGA